Molecule: messenger RNA, 2748 nt
Organism: Lepus europaeus (European hare)
Lineage: Eukaryota; Metazoa; Chordata; Mammalia; Lagomorpha; Leporidae
Gene: SLC25A32
Product: solute carrier family 25 member 32
Exons: 7
Coding region: 345-1292 (315 amino acids)
Biological process (GO): nucleotide transport; mitochondrial transport; folate import into mitochondrion
Cellular component (GO): mitochondrion; mitochondrial membrane
Molecular function (GO): folic acid transmembrane transporter activity; FAD transmembrane transporter activity
Source: RefSeq, a predicted model, not a curated record
AGGGGGCGUUUCCACAGCCGGGCGCUCCGGCCCGUGCCCUUCUGCCGGAGCCCGCGGCAGCUGUGGGCGAGGCUGGCCGGGGAAGCGGGGGAGGCUGGCAGCCCGCCUCCCUCGGGUUCUCCGCGGCGUGAGCGCGGCUGCGCCCCUGCGCCGCCCCCUCGGCGCUCCGGUCCCCCGGCUUCGCUCCCGCGAUCGGGGUGUCAGAAUAAUCUCGCCGGUCCCGGAAGUGGGCUCGCGCCCGCGGUUCCUACCCCCGCGCGGCUACUGUCGCCACGGUGGCGGCCACUGCAUCUCGUCCCACCUCCGCGGCCUUGGGCGCCGUGGUGUCGGCGGGCCCCGAGCCUAUGACGGGCCAGGGCCAGUCGGCGUCCCAGUCGUCGGCGUGGAGCACGGUGUUCCACCACGUCCGGUACGAGAACCUGGUGGCGGGCGUGAGCGGCGGGGUCUUGUCUAACCUCGCGCUGCACCCGCUCGACCUCGUGAAGAUCCGCUUCGCCGUGAGUGAUGGAUUGGAACUGAGACCAAAAUAUAAAGGAAUCUUACAUUGCUUGACUACCAUCUGGAAGCUUGAUGGACUACGGGGACUUUAUCAAGGAGUAACCCCAAAUGUGUGGGGUGCAGGUUUAUCCUGGGGACUCUACUUUUUCUUUUACAAUGCCAUCAAAUCAUAUAAGACAGAAGGAAGAGCUGAACAGUUAGAGGCGACAGAAUACCUCAUCUCAGCUGCUGAAGCCGGAGCCAUGACACUUUGCAUUACAAAUCCAUUAUGGGUAACAAAAACUCGCCUCAUGUUACAGUAUGAUAGUGUUGUGAAUUCCUCACAGCGACAAUAUAAAGGAAUGUUUGAUGCACUUGUGAAAAUAUAUAAGUAUGAAGGUGUUCGUGGAUUGUAUAAGGGCUUUGUUCCUGGGCUGUUUGGAACAUCACAUGGAGCACUUCAGUUUAUGGCAUAUGAACUACUGAAGCUGAAGUACAAUCAACACAUCAACAGAUUACCAGAAGCCCAACUGAGCACAGUAGAAUAUAUAUCUGUUGCAGCACUAUCUAAAAUAUUUGCCGUAGCAGCCACAUACCCAUAUCAAGUUGUGAGAGCUCGUCUUCAGGAUCAGCACAUGUUUUACAGUGGUGUAAUUGAUGUGAUUGCAAGGACGUGGAGGAAAGAAGGCAUCGGUGGAUUUUACAAAGGAAUUGCUCCCAAUUUGAUUAGAGUGACACCAGCCUGCUGUAUUACCUUUGUAGUAUAUGAAAAUGUCUCACAUUUUUUACUUGACCUUAGAGAAAAGAGAAAGUAAGCUUAAAGAAGAUAAUUCCAAUUUAUCUGCUCAAGACAGCAACAAGCUAUUUUGUGUUUUAAAUGUAAAAUUCAAAAGAAUGUUGCAUAGCAACAUGACUCAUAAUCAAAAUUGGUCUAUAACCAUUAGAAGUUGAAGAACUAAGUCGUCAUAGUGUUUUUCUGCUUUUUUGCAUUCCCCAUAUGUAUGGGACUUGGCUACCUCUGCCUGAAAUGGCUGCCAUUAACACAAAGUUAAAACUGACACCAAGUGUAGAAUUUCACAAAUUUCUUCAUUUCAUUGUUCAGAUAGAAGCCAAUUUAAACAUUUGACAAAUGGAUUAGAAAAAUGUGCUGCUUUUUCUGAAAUUAUUUGCCUAGAUUGGCUUUAAAAUUGACCUCUGUGCAAUAGCAAGAAAAUGACAUCUUAAAAGAAUGUCAUUGUAUGUUUCAAGGGUAAAUUUAAGGAUUUACUGGAUAAGUUGUUGCCCAAAUCUAGACCUUUGAGAACUGGGAAAUGGUAGUGUGAACAAAAUUCUUUGCAAUUGUGCUUCCAUUUUAAUUCAUUCAGAACGUGCUAACUAGAGACAUUUGAGAAGUUAUGUACUUCUCUGUGAAAUAUCUGACAUCUGUUGUCAUUCCAUAGCCAUUUUUUUCCCCAGAGACUCAUAUUCUGUAAUUUAAAAUAUAAUCCUGGAUCCAGUUAUCUUUCUGCAUAGGUGUUUAGUAUUUUUAAACUUACGAAAUUUAUACUUUCACUAACCAGUUGCAUCAACCUUUAUUAACAUAUGUGACUAAAUAACUUACUGCUGGUGCUAAACAGAUCACCUUUUACAGAUGUUACAAUGCUUGGGAUCUGUUUAUUGACAGGCUGAAUGGAAAUCAGAAACUAACUUUCCACUUUCAUUUUUGGAUACACAGAUCCAGGGUCCCAAAUAAAUGAUUAAUCUACAUUAGUUGUUUAAAGUCAGGUUGAAUCCCACAUUAUAUUAAUGACCAUUAUUGAUUUUAUUUGAUAAGUCAUUGUAGAUACCUAUAAAUAUAAAGACCUGACCCCAAAGAAUGCCAGUAUAAUGCUAAUUUUAUUUAUCAUAAACAUCUAUGAGUGCUGUUGCACUACCAUCUACUUGUUGUAAAUAAAAUAUUUUGGUUUUCAAAGCCAUAUUUAAAUGGUUCUUUGAAAAUAGGUUUAUUUUUUAUAUUUUGGAAAUGACAUUGUUUUUAAAAUAAAGGUAAAAUACUAAGUACCUAUUUGUAUUUGCUAUAUCUUAUCCAGUUAAUAAGGAUGUUUUAUAAAUUAAAUGUGAUAUGCUUAUCAUACUCUUGGGUUAUGCUAUAAUUCAUAUGGCAUCUUGAUGUUUGUUCGCACAUGCAGAGAGGAGCUGCAAUUGACAUUUGAAGUUUUAGAGGCAGUGCCAUUAUUUGAAUACCUCCUAUUUACCCACAAAUUAAUAAAACCGUUCUUGCCCUCUGAGAAC